AUGUUAAACGAGUUUCCAACCGAAAUUCUGCUCGAGAUAUUCCAAUACCUGGACCCCAAAGAUCCCGGACUUUUCGCCGUUUCAACUUGCAACAGGAGGCUACACUACCUGGCCCUCCCCGUGCACCUUGCUGCUUACGAUGUUCCAUUAGAUUUGACCUCUAAGGAGCUUAUUCUGCGGCAUGAACAGCUCGAGGUUUUACCUGGCUUACAAUCCGCGCUGUUCAUUCGCCGUCUCUCACGCCUUUCGUGUUCCUUUGCGCUGAAUAGCGCCCGACGGGAGUACAAAGUGGAGGACAGAGACGUCUUCUUCCGGCGCAUCAAAACCCUGGCCAAGUUUAUCUCCCGUUUGGAAGGGCUCAACGAGGUGACGCUGUCAUUUCAAGAUCUGAACUUUUGGGUUGUUGAAGAAAGCCUCGGCGUUUUAGAGGCAUGGGGAUCGGCGAUUACCGCGCUGCUUGACGCUGUCUUAAGCUCGCGGUGCAAAAAACUUAGUGUGGUUGGCGGCAUAUUCAUCGUGCACGCCUCUCAGUUCCCUCGCUGGAAUACCGCAACACAAAACAUUGGACGGCGAACAACAGUCAUGUCCGACAUCACCCGCAAACUGGCUAGCCACUUGACGCUAACAAAACACGACACCCAUCGUACAAUUGAUGCGGGGCAAUCGCAAUUGGAGAUCUUGAACCUUCACUCGCGUCUCCUAUUACUCCAUCCUGUCUACUCUUGGACUCUUGCUGCGUUCAAAGCGACCACCCCGAACCUGACUUCACUCUCCAUUUCCCAUGUAGACAUCCCAGAAAGCAGCUGGGAUGAUGUGAUGCCUAGUAUCCAUGUGCCUGCCCUGCAGACGCUUGAGCUCCACCUCAAGUGCAAGAUACAGCUACUGCCCUUCAUACAAUUCCUUCUCCGCCACCCACUCAUCCACACCUUGAGUCUGGGCCGCGAGUUGUUGCCCUCCGAAGAGGCAGUCGCACCACGUGACUGCUUAUCUCAGCUCGUCAGUCUCUCCGCCCCGCCUCCCUUCGUCCACUUUCUCCUCGCGGAACGCCGCAUCUCGUCUAUCUUUUCCCUCCGUGUCCUUGCCAAUGUCACCUCCAGCACGCCAUACAACGUUGCAGGAAUCAACAAAGAACUGGCGUGCUGCGUAGCCGGACUGGAGCAAGACCUCAUUCGGAUGACGCUUGCCAUUUAUGUCGACUACAACGCCUCCCACUGGACUGGCUUUUUCCCCGACGAAGAAAACUCCGACCUCUACCGCGCCAGGUUCCGCGGCCUGCAACGCCCGCUUGUAGACGCUAUACAAUACGCCCAGACAUUGGAGUUCGAAUCUACAUGUCCUAGCGACGGAUUCGAGGAUCUAGCCCUUCGCUGGCUCCCUCCUCGACUUCGCGAUGUCUCGUUUACGAAGUGUUUGAAGAGCAACGCUGACAUCCAGUCGUUCGUUAGUCGUAUUGAAGAAGCCCGGCCAACUAUCCGCAGUAUAUCUGUCGAUGGCGUCCUCCGAAAUGGCUGA
Molecule: messenger RNA, 1512 nt
Organism: Mycena indigotica
Lineage: Eukaryota; Fungi; Basidiomycota; Agaricomycetes; Agaricales; Mycenaceae
Exons: 1
Coding region: 1-1512 (503 amino acids)
Molecular function (GO): protein binding
Source: RefSeq, a predicted model, not a curated record